UUAUAGUAAAUUAUAAGCUUAUAUAUUAAUCAUAAACUAAGCUUAAUUGCUUUUAAAUUUUGAGAUCAGCUGAAGAAACAGAAAAAAUGAAAGCAGCAGCCUCUUCCGGUUCAUCAUCAUCAUCUAUGGCGCAGCCCCACGUGCUAGCUGUGGAUGACAGUCCAUCAGAACGCAAGCUCAUUGAGAGGAUUUUUCAAGCCUCUUCCAUUAAAGUGACCGUCGCUGAUAGUGGACCGCGGGCACUCGAAUUGCUGGAUAAUAUGGAAUCUCCUAAGCUGAAGGAAAUACCAGUUGUGAUUCUCUCAUCAGAGAAUCUUCCUAGUCGAGUCAAUGAGUGCUUGGAAGGAGGAGCUAAAGAUUUCCUGUUUAAGCCUUUCCAGAGAUCUGAUGUUGAGAAAGUAAUGACUUACUUAAAGUAAAUCAGCCCUCUUCUGCCCAAAUAUGUGGUACAACAGAUGGAGAGUAGAAUUAAUCAAGACAUAUAGAUUUAACUACGUAUUGACUGUACUGGAGAAUACUUGUUUAACCUCUAGAUAUGAUCUCGAUCUUUACGACUUUACCUUAUGUAACACUUUACCCCUAAUGUAUCACCCAAAAGUGUUA
Molecule: messenger RNA, 603 nt
Organism: Cuscuta epithymum
Lineage: Eukaryota; Viridiplantae; Streptophyta; Magnoliopsida; Solanales; Convolvulaceae
Source: the annotation of a GenBank genome assembly